GUUGUCAGGGGUACUCACAUUAAUCUGCCAAGAUGCUCCAUGUAAAGUUGACUGUCAUUGCCUUCCUGGCUACAGUUUGGUGCGUCACAUCACGACCAGAUACUCACUUCAGUGUCGCAUGUCCUGGUGAAAACAACAUUCUGGAAUGUGCCGAAAAUCACUUCAUCUUGAUUGAAGAAAUGACGUAUGGUAAAGCCAGUACUGUCAACUGUGCAGACACAAACAAACCCACUACAGUCUCGGAUGGUGUCUGCAUCCAUCCGCUCAUGAGAGGAUGGAUCCGGUUUAUCUGUGAUGGUCUGCAGCGCUGCCGUCUGCCAAAGCCAAACAGUCAAAUGUUUGUGUGUGACAAAGCAGACAACUUUGUUCAGAUCAAAUAUAAGUGCCACAAACGACUGCCCGCUGUGAAGAAAGUUGUCGCCUGUGAAAAAGAAACAGCACAUCUCAAAUGCGAGCAUUCAAAGGACCUCAUGAUUAUCCAAGCUAAAUAUGGACGCUUUGAUGAAAAUCUCUGCUCUAAAACUCCUUCAAUGAUGACUUUCUGCUCGAGCAUGUCAGCCCAGAUGAUUGUUCAAGAAGAGUGUAACGGUAUGAAUGAGUGCAGCAUCACUGCAGACGAAUCCCUGGGGGUUCCGCAUCACUGUGAUGACACUCCCAAGUACCUCAUUGUGGACUAUGAGUGUCUGUAAUUCGACAUCGGUGCACGCAGUGGCCAGAAGUGGAGCAGUAUCUCAACAGGAGUUUGGCGAUUAUCUCCUGUUGGAAAUCACAUGAAUCAAUAAAUACUUGCAUCAACA
Messenger RNA from Phyllopteryx taeniolatus (common seadragon), 797 nucleotides. RefSeq names its product L-rhamnose-binding lectin SML-like. The coding region runs from base 33 to 689 and encodes 218 amino acids. Lineage: Eukaryota; Metazoa; Chordata; Actinopteri; Syngnathiformes; Syngnathidae. Gene Ontology annotation, molecular function: carbohydrate binding. The record is from RefSeq and is a predicted model, not a curated record. The transcript has 9 exons.